Molecule: messenger RNA, 1362 nt
Organism: Scomber scombrus (Atlantic mackerel)
Lineage: Eukaryota; Metazoa; Chordata; Actinopteri; Scombriformes; Scombridae
Gene: rdh12l
Product: retinol dehydrogenase 12, like
Exons: 7
Coding region: 124-1020 (298 amino acids)
Source: RefSeq, a predicted model, not a curated record
CGACUUUUGAUACAAAGGCGUUUACUAUGAAGUUUGUUUGUUUCGUGCUCUGUUGAAUAUCAGAUAAUACUAAUAAUAAUAAUAAAGAAGAUUCCCGCGUUUCUACUGCAUUAGUGAAGCAACAUGGAGGCUAUAAGAAAUUUCUUCAGCACGCCCUGGUCCUCUGAUCAAAGACUGGAGGACCAAACUGUGGUGAUCACAGGUGCCAACACUGGUAUUGGUAAAGAGACAGCCAUAGAUCUGGCAAAAAGAGGGGCAAGGGUCAUCAUAGCGUGCAGGGACAUGGAGAAAGCACAAGAAGCUGUGAAAGAAGUCAUCACCAACUCAGGCAACGAGAAUGUCGUCUGCAUGAAACUUGACUUGUCCGAUAUCAGGUCAAUACGGGAGUUUGCAGAAGCCAUCAACAAAGAUGAGCCGAAACUCAACAUCCUCAUCAACAACGCUGGUGUGAUGGUGUGUCCGUACGGGAAGACAGCAGAUGGUUUUGAGAUGCAGAUCGGCGUCAAUCACAUGGGCCACUUCCUGUUGACACAUUUGUUAAUCGACCUGAUUAAAAGAUCUGCACCAGCCAGGAUCGUCACCGUGUCGUCGAUGGCUCACUCCUGGGGCUCCAUCAAUCUGGAAGACAUUAACAGCGAGAAGAGUUACGACAAGAAGGCCGCCUACUCACAGAGCAAGCUAGCCAAUGUCCUCUUCACGCGCUCAUUGGCUAAAAAACUAGAAGGCACAGGAGUGACGACGUACUCCCUCCAUCCCGGAGUUGUUCAGACAGAUUUAUGGCGUCAUCUGAACGGCCCUCAGCAGUUUGUCAUGAAGAUGGUCAGUCCCUUCACCAAAACCUCCGUCCAGGGAGCCCAGACAACUAUUUACUGCGCUGUGGAGCCCAAACUGGAGAAGGAGAGCGGCGGAUACUACAGCGACUGUGCUCCCGCCAACUGCUCGGCAGCCGGCAAAGACGAUGACCUGGCGCAGAAGUUGUGGGAGCUGAGCUGUCGGAUGCUCUCCGUGACGUGGGAUUGAAGCAGGAUCAAGCUUGAAAAUAUUUCAGUUUACAGUUUGUUGUGUUUCUUCAUUAUCUGAAACACUAUAUAUUGCCUGCCUGCAAAGAAAUAUUAUACCAAAUCGUCUUAAUGUAUGACUUUUGUUACAGUUCGAACAGUUCUACCUUUUUCUGCACUUUUUGUAUGUUUGUGAUGCGAUUACUAAGGCACAGUAUUGCACAAUAUGGUCAUAUUUUUAUUAGAAAUUUAACUAUUAUCUACAGUUUCAACUAAAGGUUCUGUUUUCCAGCACUUAUAAAUACAUUUCUAUCUAAUGUGACUGUUAUUUGGUGGUGGAUAUUUGUAUUAAAAUUAUAAAAUA